Messenger RNA from Bursaphelenchus xylophilus (pine wood nematode), 2703 nucleotides. The record is from the annotation of a GenBank genome assembly. Lineage: Eukaryota; Metazoa; Nematoda; Chromadorea; Rhabditida; Aphelenchoididae.
AUGGACUCGGGUGACGAUUAUUCCGAUUGCGGAGAUUAUGAUGGUAUGUCCUUUUUUUAUUGUUGUUUCUGGUUUAGAUACCUUCAAAAAGCCUCGGAGCUGCCUUUCAUCGAAAAAAAUUUCAUUUUCUUUGGAUGAUCAACUUUAUUUAUAUAAUUUUAGUUGAUUACUACGACGAUUCCUACCAUUUUGAGCCAGAAACCACAAAUGCCGAUCCAGAAUCCGUCGACUAUCAGUGUCUAACGGUCGCUGAAGUCGAGACGCUCAUCAACAAUGAGGUUGCCAAGCUUUGCGACGCGAUUCCGAGCUUCGUUCCCUCUCACGCCAAGCUGGUAUUAUGUCUAAAUAACUGGGAUAUCGCGCGGAUUCAAGAGGAAUACACCCAAGAUCCGGCGAGAUUCUUGGAGAAGAACGGGUUGAAAACGAUUGAGAAGACCGCAAAAUCAGAUAUUCCCACCAGUUCGAGUAGUUCUUUGUUGAGUACAAAAAGGCCUCGAAUCUCACCGAAAUCCAAGUCCCAGCCGGUUGAAAUUGAAGCCAAGAGUUCGGAGAAUGAAUGUGGAGUAUGUUGCGAACAGAAUGAGAGUCUCAGCACGCUGAUUUGCGGCCAUCCGUUCUGCGAUGAGUGCUGGAUUGCGUACAUGAGGACUCAAGUUGACGACGGUAAGAUUUUUCGAUGUUUUUGUUUGAUUUUUAGGUCUCCGAUAGAAGAAGAAGCUGAUUUCUGUGCGUUUGAGUCCAGAUUCUAGUUGAAAAUUUUCGAAAUCUCCUGAUUUUUGGCAAAAUUAUAUUGUACAUGGGUCAUGUAUAAUGUUUUGUUUAUUUUUGGUAAAAUAUCCCAAGAUUUCAUUAAAUUUAUUGACCAAUAAUCUUUCUUAUACUAUGAUUCCUCUUUUCUAAUAAAAAAAUUGUAGGAAAUUCCAUCAGAAUCGAGUGUAUGCAGCAACAUUGCCAGUUAUAUUGCACUGAAGAUUUUGUCGCCAAAAUCAUCCCCAACACUCCGGAUGUGCGCGACAAAUACGAACGGAAUUGUUUCCGGGAGUUUAUUCAGUCCAAUCCGUAUCUGCGGUUCUGUCCCGGCGUUAAUUGUCAGAUGAUUUCGUACUGCAAAUCGGACAAACCCCACAGAUGUAUUUGCACGAAAUGCGAAACUUCCUAUUGGUAAGUCGAUUUAUUUUUUUUUGUGGAUUGGAAAUUUAGAUAAGAAUGAACGAAUAUUGACGUGUUUCAGUAUAAAAUGCGGCCAGGAUUACCACGCACCGGCGACCUGUGACAUCCUGAAGAAAUGGCAAGUGAAGUGCGCUGAUGACUCGGAGACCGCCAAUUAUAUCAGUGCGCACACGAAGGACUGUCCGAACUGUCAUGCAUGCAUCGAAAAGAAUGGAGGUUGCAAUCACAUGCAGUGCACCAAAUGCAAACAUCAUUUUUGUUGGAUGUGCUUUAGAGGUAAGAAUUUUGAAUUUUUUUGUUGGUUUUUAGGUAAAACGAAAUGGAAUUGAUGGUUCAGUUGGAAGAUUAGGUCAGAUUUGAGAUUUUGGAGUAUAUGAUUUUGUAUAAAAGAGGUCGUGAUGUUGAUUUUGAUUCAAAAAUACCAAAUCUGUCAUGUGUAAUAUAAAAAAUCUGAAGGAUUGCUGAUUCUGAGCUGGCAAUUAGGCUGAAUGCUUUUGCGAAAGAAUUUUAAGGAUAUUUAGGGCUUAUUAGCUGUUUCAAAAAUUGUUUUUACCAUUUAUAUUACACUUGAUGUACUAACAGAAAAUUUUUUCAGACUGGAAAUCCCACGGCUCCGAGUACUACGAAUGCUCCAGGUAUCGAGAGAACCCGGCGAUCGCACAAGAAGCCAAUCAUCUCAAGGCCCGAAGAGCACUGGAGAAAUACUUACAUUACUUUGAACGUUUCGAAAAUCACAGCAAAAGUUUGAAAAUGGAAGAAGACCUCCGAAACAAAAUCAAGGCCAAGAUUGACGAGAAAGUGGCCAACCAUGAGGGCACAUGGAUAGAUUGGCAGUAUCUUCAUGACGCGGCGUCCCUACUUACCAAGUGCAGAUAUACCUUACAGUACACAUAUCCAUUCGCCUAUUAUAUGGACGGGGAUCCGAGAAAGGAACUGGUAGGUGGUUGGGAAUGCUUUUAGUGUGAUGAUAAUUUAUUUUGACGUGGAAGAGGUGAUAUGGAGAGGAAAUUAGAGGAUAAAUUUGACUUGGAAAUGAGAGAUUGUUUUUGUGUCUAAAGUGUAAUAUAAAUUGGUUGUGAAUUUGAUAUUCGCUUGAAAUUUUGCAUAGAGAUUGUAAAUAGGCCACAAAUCAAUGCAUGAAAAUUUGGGCACGUGAUUUGCAGAAGCAAAGGAGAUAUUACGAAAGUUUUUGAGGUCAUAUGAGAGAGCAUGGAAAAGUAGGAGAGUGGUUAGACAAAAAUUGUUUUUGGCCGUAUCUAAGCGGGUUUGAGGUGGACAAAAUUGAUUUUUUUUUGUGGAAAAAUUGUACCUGACGCAUGUAAUAGAAUACUGAUUUUUUAAGCGAAAUUUUUGAUUUUUUUUUUGAUUUUUUUAUUUCAGUUCCAAUACCAACAAGCCCAGCUGGAAAAAGAGAUCGAAGAGCUGUCCUGGAAGGUGGAGCGCGCCGAAACCACCGACCGCGGAGACCUGGAGAACCAAAUGCAUGUGGCAGAACAGAAAAGAAGAACCUUGUUACAGGAUUUCUUCAAUUAA